AUCUUAUUGAAACGAAAGGAAUUGCAGAUCUUUGAACUUUGAGCUUCUGCAUAACCGAGCUGAGUUUAAGAUUCUCAUUUUCGAACUUUGAGCUAGACUGGCUUCUGAAAGGGAGGGGUUUAUGAUCCGGUAGUAAGAGGAAAGGAGAUGUCUAGGGUUCACAAGAAUUGGGAGCGGUUGGUCCGAGCCACGCUCCGGAGGGAGCAGCUCCGGCAGAGCGGUCCUGGGCACGGGAGGUCUCCUAGCGGCAUCGCAGGUUCCGUUCCGGACUCACUCCAGCGCUCCACCAAUAUUAAUGCCAUCCUCCAAGCAGCCGAUGAGAUUCAAGAUGAGGACCCCAACGUCGCCAGAAUUUUGUGUGAGCAGGCAUAUUCCAUGGCACAAAAUUUGGAUCCAACCAGUGAUGGCAGAGGUGUUCUUCAGUUUAAAACUGGCUUGUCGUCCGUUAUUAAGCAAAAACUCGCUAAAAGGGAUGGGGCUCCAAUAGACCGGAAUCGUGAUAUUCAACGGUUGUGGGAGUUUUAUCAACAAUAUAAACGGAGAAAUAGAGUGGAUGAUAUCCAAAGGGAGGAUCAACAUUUGCGUGAAUCAGGGACUUUUAGUGCAAAUUUUGGAGAGUUAGACCUUCAAUUUUCCGAAAUGAGGAAGGUUUUUGCUAUCUUGAGGGCACUCGUUGAAGUGAUGGAGGCACUAAGCAAAGAUGCAGUUCCAGAGGGUGUGGUAAAACUUGUAAUGGACGAGUUGCGAAGGAUAAAGGUUUCGGAUGCUUCUUUAUCGGGGGAACUUACUCCAUACAAUAUUAUUCCUCUGGAAGCACCAUCACUUACCAAUGCUAUUGGAUUUUUUCCGGAAGUCAAAGGCGCAAUGUCAGCAAUCAGAUAUACAGAUCACUUUCCUCGGCUGCCAUCCAAUUAUAAGAUUUCUGGUCAACGGCAUUUAGACAUGUUUGAUCUAUUAGAGUAUGUUUUCGGUUUCCAGAAGGACAACAUAAAGAAUCAGCGCGAGAAUGUAAUCCUGACUGUAGCCAAUGCACAAUCACGACUUGGUAUUCCUGUUGACGCUGAUCCUAAAAUAGAUGAAAAAGUUAUUACUGAGGUCUUUCUAAAGGUGCUUGACAAUUACAUCAAGUGGUGUAGAUAUUUACGUGUUCGUCUAGUGUGGAAUAAACUGGAAGCUAUUAACAGGGACAGAAAACUAUUUCUGGUCUCCCUCUACUUUUGCAUUUGGGGUGAGGCAGCAAAUGUUCGUUUUCUUCCCGAAUGCAUCUGCUAUUUAUUCCACCACAUGGCCAAGGAACUGGAUGCUGCAUUGGAUCACGGAGAAGCUAAUCCUGCUGCAAACUAUAUUGGUGAAAAUGGUUCUGUUUCCUUCCUGGAACAAAUUAUUCAACCCCUAUAUGAAACAAUGCAAAAAGAAGUUGCCAAAAACAAUAAUGGAAAAGCUGCACAUUCGAAGUGGCGGAAUUAUGAUGACUUCAAUGAAUACUUUUGGUCCCCUUCAUGCUUUGAGUUGGGCUGGCCUCUAAAGAAGGAGUCAUCUUUUUUGAAGCCUAAAAGCAAAAUGACUGGUAAAAGCGCAUUUGUUGAACAUAGAACAUUUCUUCACCUUUACCGAAGCUUUCAUCGUUUGUGGAUUUUUUUGGUUGUUAUGUUCCAGGGCUUGACUAUUGUGGCCUUCAGUGAUCAGAAAUUUAAUCUCUACACAUUCAAAACACUGCUUAGCAUUGGCCCGACGUUUGCAAUUAUGAAUUUCAUGAAGAGCUGUUUAGAUGUUGUCUUUAUGUUUGGAGCUUAUGGUACACUAAGAGGCUUGGCUAUAUCAAGACUUGUUAUAAGGUUCCUCUGGACAGGUUUUGGAUCAGCUUUUGUAUCCUAUGUUUAUCUGAAACUUUUAGAGGAAAGGAACAGAAACAACUCAGAUUCAUUGUAUUUUCGCAUUUACAUCCUUGUUUUGGGUGCUUAUGCUGGGAUACGCAUAGUUUUUGCUCUACUAACCAAGUUUCCUGCUACUCACACUCUUUCUGAAAUGUCUGACCAAACAUUCUUUCAAUUUUUUAAGUGGAUUUAUCAGGAGCGAUAUUUUGUUGGCCGUGGACUAGUCGAGAAGGCUACUGACUAUAUAAAAUAUGUACUCUACUGGUUGGUGAUCUUCAUUUGCAAAUUUACUUUUGCUUACUUUCUUCAGAUUAAACCCUUAGUUCAGCCUACUAGGAUUAUUGUACAUUUUUCUCCGCUGCAGUACUCAUGGCAUGAUCUGGUGUCUAAGCAUAAUUAUAAUGCAUUGACCGUUGCCAGCUUGUGGGCUCCUGUUGUUGCUAUUUAUAUCAUGGAUAUUCACAUAUGGUACACUUUGUUAUCUGCAAUUGUGGGUGGUAUAAUGGGCGCACGAGCUCGGUUAGGAGAGAUACGUUCGAUUGCCAUGGUUCAUAAACGUUUUGAGAGCUUCCCUGAAGCAUUUGUCAAGAAUCUCGUGUCUCGAGCAACAAGGGUGCCUUUUGAGAGACAGUCCUCACAGCUACCUCAAGAUAAUAACAAGGCAUAUGCAGUAAUGUUUUCACCUUUUUGGAAUGAGAUCAUCAAAAGCUUGCGGGAAGAAGAUUUUAUCAGUAAUAGAGAGAUGGAUUUGCUUUCAAUGCCCAGCAACACAGGAAGUUUGAAAUUAGUUCAAUGGCCACUUUUCCUACUUAGUAGUAAGAUCUUGCUUGCAAUUGACUUGGCUUUGGAUUGCAAAGAUACCCAAGCUGACCUUUGGAGUAGGAUUUGCAAGGAUGAAUACAUGGCCUAUGCUGUUCAGGAAUGCUAUUACAGUAUUGAAAAGAUUCUAUAUUCUCUAGUUGAUGGAGAGGGGAGGCUUUGGGUUGAAAGAAUUUAUCGAGAAAUAAACAAUAGUAUUUCAGAAGGUUCCCUUUUCACAGCAUUGACACUCACAAAACUUCCAAAUGUUUUGUCCAAACUUGCAGCUCUGACCGGACUUUUGAGCCGAAGUGAAACUCCUGUACUUGCCAAAGGUGCUCCUAAAGCUAUGUAUGAACUGUAUGAUGUUGUCACACAUGAUCUGCUUGCACCUGCCCUAAGAGAGCAGCUUGAUACAUGGAACAUAUUGGCAAGGGCAAGAAAUGAGGGACGACUGUUUUCUAGGAUACAGUGGCCAAAGGAUCCUGAGAUUAAGGAGCAAGUGAAAAGAUUAUACCUUCUCUUCACUGUAAAGGAUUCCGCUGCUAACAUACCUAAGAAUCUUGAAGCAAGAAGAAGAUUGGAAUUUUUCACAAAUUCUUUAUUCAUGGACAUGCCUCCUGCAAAGCCAGUUUCUGAAAUGCUUCCUUUCUGUGUCUUCACGCCUUAUUAUAGUGAAACUGUGCUUUAUAGUUCUUCUGAGUUACGGAGUGAAAAUGAAGAUGGUAUAUCUAUACUCUUCUAUUUGCAGAAAAUAUUUCCAGAUGAAUGGGUGAAUUUUUUGGAUCGGAUUGGUCGAGGUGAUGGUGAUGACAGUGAUGCUUUCCAAGAAAGCUCCAGUGAUACUCUGGAGCUUCGGUUAUGGGCAUCUUAUAGGGGUCAGACUCUUGCGAGGACAGUACGUGGUAUGAUGUAUUAUAGAAGGGCGUUGAUGCUGCAGAGUUUUUUGGAAAGGAGAUCACUAGGAGGAGAAGGGACGCUUUCUCAAACAAACUUUCCCACAACACCAAGUUUUGAACUGUCACGUGAAGCAAGAGCACAAGCUGAUUUGAAGUUCACAUAUGUGGUUUCAUGUCAGAUUUAUGGGCAGCAGAAGCAAAAAAAGGCUCCAGAGGCAGCAGAUAUCUCUUUGUUGCUACAAAGGAAUGAAGCACUCCGUGUUGCGUUCAUACAUGUGGAAGAAAAUACUCAAGCCAAUGGAAAGGUUUCAAAGGAGUUCUACUCAAAACUUGUAAAGGCUGAUGCACAUGGAAAAGAUCAGGAAAUAUAUUCAGUUAAACUUCCCGGAGAUCCAAAACUGGGGGAAGGAAAGCCAGAAAAUCAAAACCAUGCAAUAAUUUUCACCCGCGGGGAGGCUAUUCAAACAAUUGACAUGAAUCAGGAUAACUACCUUGAGGAGGCAAUGAAGAUGAGGAAUCUUCUUCAGGAAUUCCAUGGAAACCAUGGACUCCGGCCACCCACCAUACUUGGUGUAAGGGAGCAUGUAUUCACGGGAAGUGUGUCAUCAUUAGCAUGGUUCAUGUCCAACCAAGAGACCAGCUUUGUGACAUUGGGGCAACGAGUUCUUGCUAAGCCUCUCAAAGUUAGAAUGCACUAUGGACAUCCUGAUGUUUUUGACCGAAUUUUUCAUAUUACUCGAGGUGGCAUAAGUAAAGCAUCACGUGUCAUAAACAUCAGCGAAGAUAUUUUUGCUGGGUUUAAUUCCACAUUGCGGCAAGGCAACAUUACUCAUCAUGAAUAUAUUCAGGUUGGUAAGGGAAGGGACGUUGGAUUAAAUCAGAUCGCAUUAUUUGAAGGCAAAGUUGCUGGGGGUAAUGGUGAGCAAGUUCUGAGCAGGGAUGUUUACAGGCUUGGGCAGCUUUUUGAUUUCUUUAGGAUGCUUUCCUUCUUUUACACCACUAUUGGAUACUAUGUUUGCACUAUGAUGACGGUUCUUACAGUUUAUAUUUUCUUAUAUGGGAGAGUAUACCUGGCUUUUUCUGGAUUGGAUGAAGGAAUUUCUCGUCGAGCUAGGUUACUCGGUAAUACAGCAUUGGAUGCUGCACUAAAUGCCCAAUUUUUUGUUCAGAUAGGAAUAUUCACUGCAGUUCCAAUGAUCAUGGGAUUUAUACUCGAAAAAGGUUUGCUAAAGGCUAUUUUCAGCUUCAUUACAAUGCAGUUGCAGCUUUGUUCUGUCUUUUUCACAUUUUCUUUAGGGACCAGAACUCAUUAUUUUGGACGCACAAUCCUCCAUGGAGGUGCAAAGUACCGUGCCACUGGAAGAGGAUUUGUUGUUAGACACAUCAAAUUUGCAGAAAACUAUAGGCUCUACUCUCGAAGUCAUUUUGUCAAAGCGCUGGAAGUUGCCCUACUUCUAACAGUUUACAUCGCAUAUGGGUACACUAAGGGAGGGGCCACAUCAUUUAUUCUAUUGACUUUAAGCAGUUGGUUCCUUGUUGUAUCAUGGCUAUUUGCUCCGUAUAUCUUCAAUCCAUCUGGGUUCGAAUGGCAAAAGACUGUUGAGGAUUUUGAUGAUUGGACCAGUUGGCUGUUAUAUAAGGGGGGAGUAGGUGUGAAGGGAGACAACAGUUGGGAAUCUUGGUGGGAUGAAGAACAGAUGCAUAUUCAGACUUUGAGAGGCCGGAUACUGGAAACAAUUUUGAGCUUCAGAUUUUUCAUUUUCCAGUAUGGUAUUGUAUAUAAGCUACACCUGACAGGGAAGGACACCUCUUUAGCGAUUUAUGGAUUCUCAUGGAUUGUGCUCAUUGGGAUAGUUAUGAUUUUCAAGAUGUUUACAUUUAGCCCCAAGAAGUCCACCAACUUCCAGCUCAUGCUUCGGUUCAUUCAAGGAGUUACUGCCUUGGGGCUUGUUGCUGCCAUUUGUCUUGUUGUUGCAUUGACUGGCCUUUCUAUUGCUGAUUUGUUUGCUAGUGUUCUUGCCUUCGUUGCAACAGGAUGGGCUCUUAUUUGUUUGGCUAUCACAUGGAAGAGAGUGGUGAGGAGUUUGGGCAUGUGGGAUUCAGUGAAAGAGUUUGCGAGAAUGUUUGAUGCCGGAAUGGGAAUGCUCAUAUUUGCACCUAUAGCUAUACUGUCAUGGUUCCCGUUUGUGUCUACGUUCCAGUCUCGGAUACUGUUUAACCAAGCGUUCAGUCGUGGCUUGGAGAUUUCACUCAUUCUUGCUGGGAACAAAGCCAAUGUUGAGCCUUCUGCAUUUUAGUAAACUCCUCAAGCUCAAUUUGGUAUCUCACUUCUUUUGGAUUCAUUUUCAUCAUGAUUUUUUCAAAGUUUGGCGUGUACAUAUCCAUGUUGGUUGUUACAUAGGAAUGCUGUCAGCAUCCUUUGUUCUUUACAAUUGAACAAUGAUUUGGAUCUUAGGUCAGAAUGUAGGUUGUUUUCAAUUUUGGUUCUGACUAUCAAUUUGAUCUUUUUAUGUUUGAUACUCCCUCCGUCCCUAAAACAACAUCCCACUUUCCUUAUUUGGAUGUCCCUAAUUUAACUUCCCAUUUCCUUAAAUGACAAGUUAUGUACAUCAAAACAAUGUCAAACAAUGUCGAAACAGUGUCAAAACAGUGAAAUUUACCCCUGAUGAUUUUAUUUCCUUAAUAUGUGUGUAAGUCAAAUUGGGAAGGUUGUUUCGGGGACAGAGGUAGUAUUUUAAUUGUAAUAAUUUUCAUUUUAUAAAAUAUUUGGGUAUGUUUAGGG
Messenger RNA from Cuscuta epithymum, 6353 nucleotides. NCBI's taxonomy places the organism in Eukaryota, Viridiplantae, Streptophyta, Magnoliopsida, Solanales, Convolvulaceae. The record is from the annotation of a GenBank genome assembly.